GCGGCGCUCCUCGGGCAGGCGGGAUGCCGAAGGGGCCGCGGCCGGCCGAGCGCUACCGCCUCAAGUACAGCCGGCUGCGGCGGGCGGCGCGGGCGCUGGUGUUCGAGAACGGGGCCCUCUGCGACGAGGUGGCCCGGCUGGAGGCCAAGUGCCUGCGGGCGCGGGACGAGCGCCGCUUCCUCCUCACCCGCCUGCUGCGGCUCCGCGCGGCGGCCGCCCCCGAGGAGGUCCCCGGCGAGGCCGCCGGCCGCCGGCCGCGCCGCGGCGCCGCCGCGAGGGACGGGGGGAGGCCGGCCGCGGGGAGGCCCGGCGGCUCCAGGGACGGGGCGCGGUCGGCCGGGGCGAGGCCAGUCGGGCCCAGAGACGGGGCGAGGCCGACGGGCGCGAGAGACGGACCCAGAGACGGGCCGGGAGACGGGGCGAGGCCCGAGGGGCCGAGAGAGGACUCCAGAGACGGCUUGAGGCCGGCGGGGCUGCGGGACAGCCCGAGAGAUGACUUGAGGCCAAACGGGCCGAGGGGCGGCCCCAAGCCGGACCCGCCGCCGGCGGCCGUCCUGGGGUCACCCGAGGACACCCCCAGCUCGGCCGGGCCGCCGGCGGCCAUCCUGCGGCCGCCCCCCCGCCGGCGCGGCGCGGCGCUGACCCUGCCCUUGGCGCUGGGGUCUCUGACGGUGCACAGCCUGGGGGCCGGCGGCGCGGGGCCGGGGGCCGCCUUGCCCCUGGGCUUCCGCAGCACCCGCCUCUUCGCCAGCGCCCGCCGGCCGGCCCGCCGCUGCCUGUACACCUGCCGGAUCGUGGCCGGGCCGCGGUGCGAGAUCGCCUCCGAGGACGAGCCGGGCAGGGUGCUGGCCGGCCCCACGCCCGACGCCUGCCACGGCCGGCUCCUCCAGGCCUUGGGAGAGGCUGGGGGGCGGCCCCGGGCGAUGCCAGCGGCCCCCGGCGCCGGCGACGAGUUCUUCGGCCUCACCCACCCCACCGUCCGCCGGCUCCUCCAGGGUGAGGCCGGGACCUUCCUCCACCCCGAGGAGGAGGAGGAAGAGGAGGAGGAGGAUGAGGACGAUGACGACGAUGACGAGGAUGAUGAAGAGGAGGAGGAGGAAGAAGGGGCUGCUCCAGCCUUCACCUACGCCGACGUCUUCCUCGGCAGUCCCACCGGCUCUGACGAGUGACCCCCCACGCUCACCCCGGUCCCCCAAAUAAAUGACCCUGCCCUCCA
Messenger RNA from Phalacrocorax carbo (great cormorant), 1216 nucleotides. Lineage: Eukaryota; Metazoa; Chordata; Aves; Suliformes; Phalacrocoracidae. The record is from RefSeq and is a predicted model, not a curated record.